This is a messenger RNA of Ipomoea nil (Japanese morning glory), 3140 nucleotides long. Its product is annotated as U-box domain-containing protein 33. Gene Ontology annotation, molecular function: ATP binding; ubiquitin-protein transferase activity; protein kinase activity. Lineage: Eukaryota; Viridiplantae; Streptophyta; Magnoliopsida; Solanales; Convolvulaceae. The coding region runs from base 231 to 2930 and encodes 899 amino acids. The transcript has 9 exons. Gene Ontology annotation, biological process: protein phosphorylation; protein ubiquitination. The record is from RefSeq and is a predicted model, not a curated record.
CUCUUUCCAGCGUAAUCAUUUCAUGGUAGACUUGACUUUGCGCUACACAUCUCUCCUUUUCUUCUCCUCAAUUUCAUCUCUUUAAUCUUCAGCCUUCCUCUGAAUAUCAUGGGGUUUCGUUAUCCCAGCCCAAAACCCAGUGUACACACACAUGUUUGCAGUUUGCGUGUGUAGAUAAUGCACAUAUGUUAGUAGUGUUGAGUUUUGAUUUAAUUGUGUAGUGAUUUUUUAUGGCGUUGGGAACAUCUACGCCCUUAAUUUCGCGAAGUCCGAUUCGGUACCCGGAUGUUGACAUGUCGGGUCUGAAUUUGGGUGGCGCCGGUGGUAGCAGUGAAAUUGUCGAGCUGUCGCCGAGUCCGUCAACGGCCACGCCGGCGAGAGUUUCCGAUGAUACGUUGUAUGUCGCGGUGGGGAAGGAAGUUAAAGAGAGUGAAUACACUAUAGCUUGGGCUUUGCAUAACUCUGGAGGGAGGAAACUUUGCAUUCUUCAUGUUCACACUCCAGCUCAGAAAAUCCCAAUGAUGGGUACAAAAUUUAGUAUUGACCAGCUGGAAGAACAUCAAGUUAAAGCAUACCAUGAUAAAGAGAGGCAAGAAACUUACAAGAUUUUGGACAAAUAUCUUCUCAUCUGUGGCCGAGCAGGGGCUCAGGUGGACAGACUCUACAUUGAGACGGACUCUAUUGAGAAGGGCAUAGUGGACCUCAUUUCUAAGCAUGGCAUCAGGAAGCUUGUUAUGGGAGCAGCUGCUAACAAGUGCUACUCAAAGAGAAUGACAGAGGUCAAGUCUAAGAAAGCUAUUUAUGUGCGUGAACAAGCACCUCCAUUCUGUCAGAUCCGGUUUAUUUGCAAAGGGAAUCUUAUUUAUACAAGAGAAAGUAGACUGGAAGGGAUUAAUUCAGCAAUUGCAUCUCCACCACUUAACGCAAGUCCAGCUGGUGAUACAGGACAAUUGAGCCCUCUGAGAAGAUCUGCUACAGAAGGGCACACUAAUGAAGUAAAUCUCAUUGGGUCUCUUCCGGAGUUUAGGAGAGUACAAUCUGAUAGUAUUGGAAUAAACCUUUCUGGACUUCCUAGUUCUACUGGCACAGGACGAGUUUCUUUUUCUAACAGUUCAAAUGUAGAAGGAAGCACCGAUGGAUGGAAUGGAAUACCAAGGAGAAGUUUCUCAGUGGCUUCACACUUCUCUUCAUGUUCAUCUGGGGAUAUGGGUGAUGAUUCACCUUCUAUUUCUUUAUCCAGGAGUGAAGGGAGGGACAAUGUAUUAGACUCUUAUGCACUCUAUGACCAUCGACACACUUCUCCACCUAGUACUGCAGUAGGAAGUGUGGAUGAUGAGCUAUAUGAUAGACUUGAACAAUAUGUUGCUGAAGCAGAAAAUUCUAGGAGAGAAGCUUUUGGAGAAUCACAGAAGCGUAUGAAAGCUGAGAAGGAAGCAAUUGAAGCUAGGCGCAGGGCUAAUGCAUCAGAAACAAUGUAUGCUGAAGAGUUCAGACGAAGGAGUGCAAUUGAGGAAGCACUAGCCAGGAGCAAGGACGAAGUUGAACAGAUGAAAAGGCAGAUAAAUGAAGUCAUGGAAGAUCUUCAGGCUGCACAAGAACAGAAAUCUUCCCUGGAGUGCCAGAUUUCAAACUCUGAAAAGAUGGUACAGGAGUUGGAGCAGAAGAUAUUCUCUGCUGUUGAACUUCUGCAGAAGUACAAAAAAGAGAGAGAAGAGUUGGAGGUGGAGCGUGACAAUGCACUUAAAGUAGUUGAGGAUAUGAAGGGAAAACUAGACAAGGAAGCCUCAAGUUCAUCUACAGCUCAAUUCUUUGCUGAAUUCUCAUUUAGCGAAAUCGAAGAAGCAACUUCCAAUUUUGACCCUAACUUGAAGAUUGGGGAAGGUGGUUACGGAAGCAUUUAUAGAGGUGUGCUUCGCCAGACACCAGUGGCGAUAAAGAUUCUUCACCCUGAUAGCUCACAAGGUCCCUCAGAGUUUCAACAAGAGGUCAAUAUCUUGAGUAAGUUGAGGCAUCCAAAUCUAGUCACUCUAAUUGGGGCCUGUCCAGAAUCAUUUACACUUGUCUAUGAAUAUCUUCCUAAUGGAAGCCUUGAGGAACGUAUCAACUGCAAGGGCAACACACCUCCACUCACAUGGCAAACUCGAAUCCGCAUUGCAACUGAGCUCUGUUCUGCUCUGAUAUUCUUACAUUCGUGCAAUGGUCACGGCAUUGUGCACGGUGACCUAAAGCCAGCAAAUAUUUUGCUGGAUUUGAACUUUGUGAGUAAGCUCAGUGACUUUGGAAUUUGCCGUGUUCUCUCUCAAAAUGAAUUGUCAGAUAAUGAUACUUCACUCUGUUGGAGAACUGAUCCGAAAGGCACUUUUGUAUAUAUGGAUCCUGAGUUCCUUUCAACAGGAGAGCUUACUCCAAAGUCUGAUGUCUAUUCGUUUGGAAUCAUACUAUUGAGGUUGCUAACUGGAAAGUCUGCAUUAGGAAUUACAAGGGAAGUUCAAAAUGCCUUGGAUAAAGGAAAUCUAAAAGAUCUUCUGGAUCCAACUGCCGGGGACUGGCCAUUUGUGCAAGCUAAACAGCUGGCUCACCUGGCAAUGAGUUGCUGUGAGAUGAAUCGCAGGCAGAGACCAGACCUUGCUUCAGAGGUGUGGAAGGUGCUUGAACCAAUGAGAGCUUCAUGUGGUGCCUCAUCGUUUCAACUAAGUUCCGAAGAGCGUUGCCAAAUCCCUCACUAUUUUAUAUGUCCCAUCUUUCAGGAAAUCAUGGAAGACCCUGUAGUUGCAGCUGAUGGUUUCACUUACGAGGCCGAAGCUCUAAGAGGAUGGUUGGACAGUGGUCAUGACACAUCACCCAUGACAAAUCUCCAGCUUUCCCACACCAAUCUCGUGGCAAAUCGCGCUCUUCGUUCUGCUAUACAGGAGUGGCUGCAGCAGCAUUGAUACUGCUCCUUGCAUUCUUCAAGUCUAUGAAAAUCCCUUUUCUUUUGCUUUCUCAGUGGUAUCUGUUUUUGCAUCCUAAGACUCUUCUGAUGUGCCUUGUAUAGAUCACAUUACCAAACUACAUUCUACUUACAUCACAGCAGCUGGAAGACAAUUUUGUGUGUUGUAAUUUUUUGUUUCUUUUAAAGAUUCUGUAAAGUUAGUGGAUAA